Pyricularia pennisetigena is the source of this 405-nucleotide messenger RNA. RefSeq lists its product as uncharacterized. Gene Ontology annotation, biological process: mRNA splicing, via spliceosome. Gene Ontology annotation, molecular function: RNA binding. The transcript has 3 exons. Lineage: Eukaryota; Fungi; Ascomycota; Sordariomycetes; Magnaporthales; Pyriculariaceae. Bases 70 to 405 code for a protein of 111 amino acids. The record is from RefSeq and is a predicted model, not a curated record. Gene Ontology annotation, cellular component: U6 snRNP; U4/U6 x U5 tri-snRNP complex; precatalytic spliceosome.
CACGCAGCUUCCCAAGGCAGGUCUCGUCGAUCUGGGCCCGUAACAAAAAACCACAAAAAGGAGGCAAACAUGGUUCACCUCCUCAACUCCUACGUCGACAAGCGCGUCGUGAUAAUGACGACGGACGGCCGCAUGUUGAUAGGCACGCUCAUCAACUCGGACAACCAAGCCAACAUUAAAAACCGCCUCGGACCGCCCCCGCCACAGAUCCUUUACAACGUUACAGAGCGCCACAUUGCACCGGCAGACGGCGAUGAAGACUCCGUCGACCGGCCGUCGGUAGGCACCGAGAUCAUCCGCGGAUCGACGAUACUCGUGGUCGGGCUGGUGGACGAAGAGCUGGAGGGGUCCAUCGACUGGACCAAGGUCAGGGGUGAACCCAUUGGGGAUACAUAUAAUCCGUGA